Molecule: messenger RNA, 1927 nt
Organism: Olea europaea var. sylvestris
Lineage: Eukaryota; Viridiplantae; Streptophyta; Magnoliopsida; Lamiales; Oleaceae
Product: probable serine/threonine-protein kinase At1g01540
Exons: 7
Coding region: 155-1687 (510 amino acids)
Biological process (GO): protein phosphorylation
Molecular function (GO): ATP binding; protein kinase activity
Source: RefSeq, a predicted model, not a curated record
ACCCCACCUCCACUUUCUUCGCAUCACUAUCAUCUUCUGCUUCACACUGAUAUUCUGGUUUUCACACUACUGGGCUUAAAGUCAAAUGUGGAAAACUUGAGGCUUUCUUGUCAGUUGAAGAAAAAAAAGAAAAAGAACCAAAAAGUGAGAAAUUAUGUCUGAUGGUAAGUCACCGUUUUUAAACGAUGAAUUAUCAAAACAUACCUCAAUUUUCGGUUUACGUUUGUGGGUUGUUGUUGGAAUCUGUGUUGGUGCUGUAAUUGUCAUUUUUCUCUUUCUCAUAUCUCUGUGGAUCACCUCAAGGCGCAAUAGCAACAAGAAAACGUUGCUAUUGACCCAUAAAAAUUCCAAUAUCCCAAAAGUUUCCAGAGAAAUCCAAGAAAUUCGCGUGGAACCUACCCGGAACCCGGAAACCGACCCCAAGCUGCUAGUUCCUACUCUGGAACCCUUGCCGCUUCCUGAACCCGACACAGUUGAGGACCAGAGAAUCCAUGUUGAGAUUCGCAAGGGGCAUCGGAUUGCCUACCCGGAAAAGGUAGGGCCGCGCUCUGGAUCGGGCCAUGGGAGUGGGGAGGCUCGGCCCCUUGUGGAGGCUGGGGGAGGAAUGGCUGCUCCGGAGGUGUCGCAUUUGGGAUGGGGUCAUUGGUACACUCUGAGGGAGCUUGAAGAGGCCACCGAUGGGUUUGCUGAUGACAAUGUGGUUGGUGAAGGUGGGUAUGGAAUUGUUUACCAUGGUCUCAUGGAGGAUAACACUCGAGUUGCUGUCAAGAAUUUGCUCAAUAACAGGGGUCAAGCAGAGAGAGAGUUUAAGGUUGAAGUUGAAGCAAUUGGACGUGUUAGGCAUAAGAAUUUGGUGAGAUUGCUCGGCUAUUGUGCUGAAGGAGAACAUAGGAUGCUUGUGUAUGAGUAUGUAGACAAUGGUAACUUAGAACAGUGGCUUCAUGGAGAUGUAGGGUCGUAUAGUCCUCUCACGUGGGAUAUACGAAUGAAAAUCAUACUUGGAACUGCGAAGGGACUGACCUAUUUGCACGAAGGGCUUGAACCUAAGGUCGUUCACCGUGAUAUUAAAUCAAGCAACAUUUUAUUGGACAAACAAUGGAACUCUAAAGUAUCUGACUUUGGCCUGGCAAAGCUCUUGGGAUCGGAGAGGAGUUAUAUUACCACUCGUGUUAUGGGUACAUUUGGUUAUGUGGCGCCAGAGUAUGCUAGCACUGGCAUGUUGAAUGAGAGAAGUGACGUUUAUAGCUUUGGGAUUCUUAUAAUGGAAACCAUUACUGGGAGGAACCCAGUGGAUUACAGCCGUCCCCCAGGGGAGGUGAAUCUAGUCGAUUGGCUUAAAAUAAUGGUUUCGAACCGGAAUGCAGAGGGAGUUUUGGACCCCAAGUUAGCUGAGAAGCCUUCUUCAAGGGCAUUGAAGCGUGCUCUGUUAAUAGCUUUACGCUGUGUAGACCCAAACUCCCAGAAGAGACCAAAGAUGGGGCAUGUGAUACAUAUGCUUGAGAGUGACGAUUUCCCUUUCCGUGAUGACCGCAGAGCUGGAAGAGAACAUGGUCGAUCACAUCGUGACAGCCUCAAGGAGAGGGUAGAGAAACACAUCAUGGAACCAGGUGACAGUAGUGGCUACGAUAGCAGCGUCCAAACCGAUAAGUCUUUGUUGAAGAAGCAAGAAACCGACGAAGAAAAGUAGCCUCACAAUCCCUCUUGAAGUUCAAAAGACACACCUCAUCCUUUCUAAAUAUUUUUUUAUUGCUUGGCUAUGUUAAUAUCUUCAUUCACCUUUGGAUUUAAUUUAUAAUAGUGAUGAUCAUUGAAGUUUUUGUAGCGGAUUGAGGUCACUAGCUAUUCAUAUAAGUUGUUAUUGUUUCUUGUCCCUUGUUUCUUAUAAUUCCUGUUUAUAUGAAAAUUUAAUGGGAUGUUUCAUUUUCAA